AAAAAAAAUCAAAAUGUCUGACGAUUGAACUUUGUACUUGUGCAAUAUUUGUACCACUGAGCUAUACUAUACACGGAAAUUGUACAAUUCUUUGUUGAAUCAAAAAAAUGAACAUCCCCUUGGCAGUACGACUUGCAUUUUCCAUCGCAGUUCCUCUACUUAUCGUAAAUCGUGGUUAUAAGAAAAAAUCGCUGAAUCUCAGUGGUGCGUUGUCUUCGCUGGUUGUUGGAUUUGUAUUGACUUUUACGAAUUUUUGCUUUUUCUCUGCCUUGCUUGCCUUUUUCGUGUCUGGCUCGUUCGUAACUAAACUGAAGGCAGACGUCAAACGCAAUAUUGAAUAUGACUUCAAAGAAGGUAAGUGAUGCUUCAAUUCAAAUAUAUAUUGGACUUGAAUUGAUUACUUUAUAUAAUAGUUGGAUAAUUUCUAUGCAAUUAUCAAAUAACAAUCGAUAAAAUCAGUAAUCGAUAAAAUCGAUAUUAUUACAAUGGGUAGGUUUGGUAUUGUCUUAGCCUGCUCAGCCUCUGCCUGACAACGGCCUGCGAGCAGGCUAGUAUUGUCUCAGAAACAGUGUUGUAAAAUUACCAAAACAAAGUAUAUAUAUUAUUUAUAUUAAUACAAAUCAAAAGUAGCUAAUUACCAUGCAGUUAAUACGAAGCACUUAUUAGUUUAUACGCCAUGGUUAUAGGUCCGACACCGGACCUUCUUGCUUCACAGCUAAAGGUCCGACGACGCUUUAAAAGCUAACACUAAACCACUAAACGGAACUCUAACCCUGAAAACUAACCCUAACCUAACCAAAAAUUGUAAAAACUUGCGAAAACCACGAAGAAAAAAAGUAUAAAAAAUUAAUAAAAUAGUGGAGCAAGCAGGAUUCAAUCCCAGGGCUUGGCGCAUGCAACAUGGGUACCUAAACCACAACACUAUGGAGGAUUCGCUUGAAAUUCAAUUAAAUUUACACGGUUUUAUAGUUAACAAGUUUAAUGAUUAAGGAAAUGUCGGACCCAUAACCACUUCCUACUAGUUAUUAGUGAGGCCCACCAAGGGGUUAUGGCCGACAGGCGACAUUCCUUACAAAGAGGUGACAGACCAAUCACAGCUUCUGACUGGAAAAAAGUGCAAUACAAAGCCGAAUUGAAUGCAAAGCCUAGCGUUGAUUACAAUUUGACUGAUUCUGUGAUAAAAAAAAACUUUAGUCAAGAUAAAUCUUUUUGUUAUGCAGGUGGCCAACGGAACUUGGUGCAAGUUGUUUGUAAUGGUGGAGUUGCAGUUGCUGCAUCAGUGUUGUAUCUUGUUGACGUUGGUUGUCGGGAACAACCUAUUGACUUUGCUCACGAGUUUAAUGCCUCGAUCUUCUCGGUGGCUGUUCUCGGCUCUAUAGCAUGUAGCAGUGGCGACACAUGGGCAUCAGAGAUCGGAUCGGUGUAUGGUACCAGUCCUCGUUUGAUAACGACUCUUCGUUUGGUACCAGUUGGUACUAAUGGUGGGGUUACGAUAGUCGGUACCAUUGCCAGUUUAGUAGGUGGUACCAUAGUUGGUGUUGCGUAUUAUGUUACCAUGGUUGCAAUAAUGACUUAUGACAUGACACUUGAUAAGUACCCAUCCCAGUGGCCUAUAGUUGUAACUGGACUGCUGGGUGGGCUAAUUGGAUCGUUAAUUGACUCAUUAAUUGGGGCAAAAUUACAAUAUUCCGGGUAUUGUGACGUUCAGAGACGGAUUGUACACGAGCCUUCGUCAACUACAAAGCAUAUUUGUGGACGAGCGAUCUUAAGUAAUCACGGUGUUAACUUUGUGUCUGCAUUACUAACAGGCUUUGUUAUGCCUGUUGUUGCUUACGUUGUCUGGAAAUAUGUUUAAAUUAUGAAAGGUGGUGGGUUUAAAUUAUAAAAGUGUGAGCAAUGAUUGAUGGAUGUUCUUUUAAUUACCAGUCAUGAUCUGGUGAUCAAAAUAUUCCAUUGUCUUUUUGAAAAUCCCAAUUGUGCAUUUUAGUGUAAUACCCAAAGCUGCAGAGCAAGACAAGUAAAAGGAUAAGUAGGGCACACUAUGACUCAGUGGGUUAAAUGGAGACAUUGACAGUUUUUUGGUUAAUUAAUGUACUUUUAAAAACAUUUUGUUUCCACAAUUUAUUGAUCUUCAACUUGUUACAUGCAGACUUGUUGCAAGUCUGUUGGCCUCGUCAACCUUGCAACAAGAUGAUAACGUGUUGCAGACUUGACAUACUGGGAACAAGCAGUGCGAACAUUUCUUGUUGACAAGUUCUGAGAUUUUUAUGCAUGUAAGCUUGUAUUUGGAAGCAUGUACACAAAAUUGAGACAAGUCACUGCUCUGAAGUAAUAUAAACUGAAAUAGAGGAUAUUACACAGCGACAUGAAGAUAUGACUUUUUAUCUUUGAGAAUCAAACCUACGACCUUUGGAAUACCAGCACUAACACAGAAAAAAUAGUUGAUAUCAAAGGAACUAGACUCAGUUCUGAAAAAUACCACAUACUCAAACCGACCUGACCGCAUAGCUCAGUUGGCAGAGCAUUGGGUUAGUAUUCCAAGUAGGUCGCAGGUUCGAUUUCCAUCAUGGCCAGGCAUAUUUUUCAAGCUUGCCCAGUGUGGAUAUACACUCAGAGUAACAACUCAAACAAUUAUUUUACAACCACAAAAGCUUGUUGGGCUAUUAUAUUAAGUAUAAAUUUUUUUAUACAUUGUCAACCAGUAUAGAAAACUGUUUAAAAUAACACACUAUCUAAAAACUAUUGAUGUAAACAAGACUAUAGUGUCAGUGAGUUUAAAAGCUUUCAUAUUGUUAAUAUUUGCUGAAUUUAAAAUUGCAUAUACAUGGUAGCUGGUUAUUUUUCAGCGGUUCUCAUGGUCCAAAGUAGGCAUAAUACUCCAACAGCCAGAACUGCAGCGACCGUAGACCAACUUGGCUCACUCAAUCGAAAAUCUGCCAGGAACCCAAGCUAAAAAAAUAAAAAUUAACAUUAAUUAUUAUGUAAAGUAUA
This is a messenger RNA of Paramuricea clavata, 2991 nucleotides long. The record is from the annotation of a GenBank genome assembly. NCBI's taxonomy places the organism in Eukaryota, Metazoa, Cnidaria, Anthozoa, Malacalcyonacea, Plexauridae.